UCUUUGAGCAGAUUGCAUGAAUCAUCGCUCUGUUUCAUUCACAAACCUGCCGACAACCUGCGCCUGCGCCCAACACACAUACACGCACACUUCUCCAAGCUCCGCCCCUCCCGCGGAGUGAGACGAAGACCCGAUGGUGAAUGAGUAACACUCAUUGAGAGGAGCGCAGCGGCUAUCUGUUCGUCUUUCUGCCGGUGUUGUUCGGAGCCGCGGGGACAGGUCUUACUGCAGUGAUGUUAUCACUCCUCUUCCUCCUCCCUCCCUUCUUCCUCUUCACACCCGCCUGGACGUUGGAGUUUCGGUAUCACAACAACCAUGAGAUUGAGCAGUACCUCAAGCAGGUCAGCACCUCGAAUCCUGACAUCACACACCUGUACAGCAUCGGCCAGUCUUCAAAAGGUCAGCAGCUGUGGGUGUUGGCUUUGGGUGUCAGUCCUCACCAGCACACAGUUGGCAUCCCAGAGUUCAAAUAUGUGGGUAACAUGCAUGGAAAUGAGGUUCUUGGGCGAGUGCUGCUCCUUCAGCUAAUAGAUGAGCUGGUGCGCAGUUACCGUAGCAACGAAACAUGGUCCUUGCGGUUGCUGAACAGCACACGCAUCCACAUCCUGCCGACGAUGAACCCAGACGGCUUUGACGUAGCAGACAAGGACUGCUACAACAGCCAGGGCAGGUACAACGGCAACGGCAUUGAUCUGAACAGGGACUUCCCGGAUGCUUUCGCUGGUCUCCAAAGUCAGCAGCUCUUUGAGGAGAGAAGGGAAGCUGAGGUCCAAGCAGUGAUUGGCUGGUUGAGGACGGAGAGUUUUGUUCUCUCUGCAAACCUUCAUGGAGGCGCUGUGGUGGCCAGUUACCCCUAUGACAACAGCAACGGCGGUAGCGAACUGGUGGGCGGGGCUAGCAUCGCUCCUGAUAAUGACGUGUUUGUUCACCUGGCUAAGGAGUACUCCCACAAUCACGCCUCCAUGUACCGAGGUAACUUCUGUAUGGACAGCAGGCCGUUCCUGGAGGGCAUCACCAACGGAUUCCAGUGGUAUCGUCUGGAAGGUGGGAUGCAGGAUUACAACUAUGUGUGGGGGCAGUGUUUGGAGAUCACUCUGGAACUGUCCUGCUGCAAGUAUCCUCCAGCCAGAGAGCUUCCUGCUUUGUGGAACGACAAUAAAAAGGCUCUGCUGGCCUACGUCCAGCAAGUCCACCUGGGUGUCAAAGGUCAAGUGUUUGAUGGUUCAGGCGAGCCAGUGGAGAACGCAGUGGUGGAGGUCAGAGGUCGCAGGAAUAUAUGUCCAUUCAGAACCAAUCAACAUGGGGAAUACUACCGUCUGCUGCUACCUGGGAACUACACAUUCACAGUAACAUAUCCAGGUCACGAGGUUUUGACAAAGACUCUCAGUGUCCCGUAUGGUCCGGAUCAAUACUCUGCCCUUAAACACGACUUCCUGUUACGACGCACAGCCCGAACGACUAGACGGACUGUGGGUAGCACUACCCAAACUGAUGCCACCCCUACCUGUAACUACACUUUACAACAGAAGGCGGGCGGAGCCAUGAACAGGCCCACGUGGAGCAGCCUGGCUAUAGGGCUCAGCAUGGCAGCAGUGCUGCGAUCCCUGAUCGACUGAAGUGAAAUUGCCAGCCAGGUUCAGUUCCUAUCGACAUCAAACCAAACACGUACAUCAAAACUGUGACACAAUGUCAACUGCAGCCUUCUGAGGAGACACAUGGAGCAGGAGUUUGACAAUUCCUGCAAGCUUUGUUGCCACAAACAAAUCUGAGACCAUGAAACCAUGAGAUGAAAUUUAGUGGAGAAUACUGUGAUGGUCAGAGCUAAAGUGGAGCACCCAGGUUCAUAAGCAUAGAAGUUACAUACUUCUGAUAUGGAUAACAGGAAACAUUUGCAAAAGACAUUUUCACAUGUAGCAGUAGAAUGAGGACCAGACUAGAAGUUAAAAACUUAUAUGAGCCUUUAUGUUAUAUGCUAGCACAAAUUUUAACCAAAGACCCAAACAACCCAAAUGGCUGCUUUGUUAAGAUCACUAAUGGGUGGUGCCUCAAGGCCCCUUAUUAUACAUAGCUUUUCCUUACAAAGUGUACAAUGGCAUGAAUCAUCACUUAGCUAUUCACGUGCAUUAUACGCACAUAACUUGUCUGCUAUUGUACGCAAAGGGAAAAUGUGUAUUCCAUGAUUGGCUGGCAAGCAGUUUCUGCAUGUUGCUGGUAGUCACAUUGGUUCCAAAAAGAGGGCUGUAUAAAAAAAACUCUCCUUGAUAUUGCUUUGAUUUGUAUUUGACAUGGUCACCUGUAUUUUUCAUGGAGGACACCAAAUGGUCUGCAAACAUUCAGCAACUACCAAGUGUGUGUCACAUUGUUAACAGUUUGCUCACAGAGUAGUUGGCAAUUGUUUGCAGACAAAUUGUCAUCUUUCACGCAAGCUAUGGAAGACCAAUGCAAUUGCAAGGAGGUUUUUGGUGCAGCAGCAUAAACCUCUUUACACAGGCCUUAUUCACUCAACCCUAAAAACACCACAUAUCAAAAAUGUCACACAAAACUUGAAUAUGGGUGCUAAGCUAUGUUUCAAAGUGCUGACUGUUAUUUGUGUUUUCCUUUUCAGUGCUUUUGUAGAUAUCUUGAAGUACUGUUCAAGGCACAUCAGAUUGACUACAGCUUUCAGGUAUAUGGAAAUUUAAUAUAUGAAAAAUCCCAAAAUAACAAUUUCAUGGCUAACUGGCACUUUAACCACCAUGCCAUUAGUAACACCUCUGUUUGCACCACUGUUACAACCCUAAAAGCUAAUAGCUAACUGUCUAGCCAGAAGUGAAUGCGCCCCUCAGAUAGCUGACUUAGCUUGGUCAUUAAAAACACAAUCAUUUCACAUUUAAUAUAAAAAAUAACUAGACCUUUUGGAACAGUUUAUCUUUUGGAACGGUUCAUCUUGGAAGAUUCUAAAAUGCAGCUAAAAAGGCACAAUAGUUUCUUCAGUUUUAUACUUUCGGUUGCCUUACUUUGAGUAAUGCAGCUGAGCUUUCAGUUCAUAUGUUGUUGUUCAUAUCAAAGCAAGCACUUGCACAGAUUUACACAGUUUUCACACCUCAAGGAUGUUUUAAAUGAGUAAUAAAUAUCUGUAAGUAUCUUUUUUAUAGCCUUAAUAAUAAUUGAGAAAAUAGUAAAAAAAAUCUUAUGAAGGCUAAUUGUUCAGUGAGAUGGGAUUAAAGAGAAAUGGGUGUUUUUAUUAAGAUUUUGAAAAGAAGACAGAGUAGCAAAAAAUAUUUCCUGCACUUCGACAGGAAUAAACAGCUUUUAAAUGUAGAUUUAUUCAAAUGGCAGCUUUCUGGGGUUUUUUUUUUUAACAUUUAACAUUUACACAGCAGAACAAAGCAGGAGGAUUCAACCUCUCUGGUAAGAUGUGAUUUUUAUUUUGUAUGUGACUGUAAUUUUAUAUACGAGGAGGUGCAGGGGCACUUUAAAAUUAGCACUUGCAGGGACUAAAUGCUGUUUUUAGAAAGGGGGCAGUGUUCAGGACAUGGCAGUGUGGAAAUGAUGAUGGUGUGAGCUGAAGUGUUUCCAGUGACGCUGCGCAUUACUCAGAUGGUCAGGCUGUUUUCAUUUUUUUCUGCUUAUUCCAUUCAUUGUUACCAAAGCAAAAUUAAGAUGUCACAAGAUGAUUUAUAAUAUAUGUAAAACAAUUCAAAUUCAAUUCUAUGAGUUUUAUGCUUAUUUCACUGGCCUGUUUAUUUCUUUUAUUUAUCGUGUAUUAUUUAAUUUAUUUAUUUGUUUUAAUAUUAGAUUAAGAGAUUAGAUGAAGAGUUAGGUGGACGAAGUACAAAGUAUAACCUGAAGUGCAAACAAUUCAAAAGAACCACCUGGUGGAGCCAAUGCGCAGCAAAUCUGUCAACUUCAAAUUCUCUUACUGUGUCGGUUAUGAUGAGGUUUAUUUUACAUAAAGACAUAAAGACUUAUGCCAGUUGUCCUCUUUGAAAACCAACAGGAGGUUAGUGAUGCUGAUUUGGCUGCUCAGUGACACAGUUGGCGAUUAUAUUUGCAGCACUGCUUCCAUAAAGCUGUCCUUCUCCGACUCAUAACACACAGUAAGCAAAGAUGAAGAAAUCCUCUUGCAAAUGAAAGAAAAAACGAUACUCCUUAUAAAUGCAGAAUUUGCCUUAAAAUAAUCCACAUUUUAGAUUUUCUUCUGGAUCAGAGUAAACCCGAGAUACUUGUGCUCACAGCCAUGACAGCACUGCAAACAGGAAGUGUUAAAAGCUAAUUUGGCACAUUUUUGAUGGCCCAAAUUUCAAGAAAUACAGCAUAACAUGGCUCAGACUUUAGCCCAAACAUUACACUUCCUGUUUGUAUCCCUAAAGCAACCAAAUUAUGUUGCUUUCUAAUAUAAAUAUUAGAAGGUUGGGACCCAGAGUUCUAUCUAAAACCGCAGGAUUUAAACCUGAACCAUCAGCCUCAGCACAUACAGUAUCUGUACACCAUUUAAAUUUAUAUAUUUAUAUACAGUCUGUGACACAACAAAGACUGUAAAUCGAUUUAAACUCCACACAGAGCAGCAUCGAGUCCUUGUACCCAUCCUCAGGACACAAACUCAGCAUCCUUCUGCAGGUUUUUUUUCCCCCAGAUUUAAACAUUAUUCCUGCCAAAUGUCUUUUUUUUUCUCACUUUUGUACUAUUUUAUAUUAAACAUGCUUUAUAACAGUCCUCUGUGCCAUGUUGGGAGUGUUGUGACUGCAGGCUUCGGUCACUUUUUUUAUGUUUCUUCUGUUUCAAUAAAAUUAAAAAGUAAAUUCUGUCUCAAAGCCGACCUGAAGCAAACUUGUUCAAACUUGUUCUUGAUGGAAAUGGUUUUUACGUCAUCUGCUAGUUUUAUUCUUAUCAUCUUUGUUCUCUUGUGUGGCUUUUUUUAAAUCUGUAUGGAAGCCAGGAAGUGGAUAAUA
Messenger RNA from Haplochromis burtoni (Burton's mouthbrooder), 4931 nucleotides. It is a transcript of the gene cpm, whose product is annotated as carboxypeptidase M. Gene Ontology annotation, cellular component: cell surface. Bases 234 to 1616 code for a protein of 460 amino acids. The record is from RefSeq and is a predicted model, not a curated record. Lineage: Eukaryota; Metazoa; Chordata; Actinopteri; Cichliformes; Cichlidae. Gene Ontology annotation, molecular function: zinc ion binding; metallocarboxypeptidase activity. Gene Ontology annotation, biological process: proteolysis. The transcript is spliced from 10 exons.